Messenger RNA from Pelodiscus sinensis (Chinese soft-shelled turtle), 3627 nucleotides. The record is from RefSeq and is a predicted model, not a curated record. NCBI's taxonomy places the organism in Eukaryota, Metazoa, Chordata, Testudines, Trionychidae.
CGCCCGUGAGAGCAGUGGGAGAAGAUUUCGGUCGCUCCUCCUUGCAAUGAGCCAACCGUACGAUGCUGAGGGUCAUCCCCAAUCAGUGGAUGGAGCAUCGUCCUCUCUUCGUGGAGACUACAGAGCACGAGUAUCCCACUCCGAAGUCACUCCCAGAUCCACCCAUGACUGAGGGACCCUCGGCUCCAGCUGAGCCAGACCUGCUGUCCUCCAACCUCACCAACUCCACGGACUGCGGGGAGGAGAUUCUGCUUUAUGGAGACACUGAGAAAAUUGUGAUCGGGACGGUGCUCUCCAUCAUCACCUUGAUGACCAUCGCCGGCAACAGCUUGGUCAUCAUCUCUGUGUGCAUUGUCAAGAAGCUGCGGCAGCCCUCCAACUACCUGGUGAUUUCCUUGGCCGCUGCCGACCUCUCCGUGGCCUUUGCGGUCAUGCCUUUCGUGAUCAUUACGGAUCUGGUGGGAGGGGAGUGGCUGUUCGGGAAGGUGUUUUGCAACGUGUUCAUUGCCAUGGAUGUUAUGUGCUGCACCGCUUCCAUCAUGACAUUGUGUGUCAUCAGCGUCGACAGGUAUCUGGGGAUCACACGGCCACUGACAUACCCUGUAAGACAAAACGGGAAACUAAUGGCCAAGAUGGUGUUCAUAGUUUGGCUUCUCUCUGCCUCCAUAACCCUCCCUCCACUGUUUGGCUGGGCCAAGAACGUCAACGUUGAAAGAGUCUGCCUUAUCAGCCAGGACUUUGGAUACACCAUCUACUCCACCGGGGUCGCCUUCUACAUCCCCAUGACGGUCAUGCUUGUCAUGUACAGCCGGAUCUACAAAGCUGCCAAGGUCAGUGCCGAGAAGCACCACUUCAUAAACUUCCCCAGACAGCAGGAGCAGGAGGGGGCGUACUGCAUGGACGUCGGCGUCCGAGGCCAUCACAGCUCCAAGCGCAGCAAGGCGGUGGAGGAAUGCGCCACCUUGUCCAAACUCCUCAGGCAAGAUCGAAAGAACAUUUCCAUCUUCAAACGGGAGCAGAAAGCAGCCAGGACCCUGGGCAUUAUUGUGGGGGCUUUUACCUUUUGCUGGUUUCCCUUCUUCCUGAUGUCCACGGCCCGGCCUUUCAUUUGUGGCAUCCAGUGUAGCUGCAUGCCGUUAAGACUGGAAAGGACCCUGCUGUGGCUGGGUUACACCAACUCCCUUAUCAACCCCCUGAUCUAUGCUUUCUUCAACCGCGACCUGAGGACUACUUUUUGGAACCUUCUGCGAUGCAGGUACAGGAACAUCAACAGGAGGCUGUCUGCCGCAAGCAUGCACGAGGCCUUGAAAGUCACAGAGAGACACGAGGGCAUCUUGUAGAUCUCCCACAGGGUCACCUUCCCCCCCUAAUGCAAGUGACUAUCAUGAGCGACUAAUUAAAGAACUGCCCCUCCAUCUCGCCUACUGCAGGGUUGAUUGCCAGUCAGGCAGGGCAAAUAUGGGCAGUGCUGUUUCUUCACCUGAGUUAACCAUUGCCAAGAUUGCACAAGUGCGUGUAACCCAAGAGGUGUCCCAAGCGCUGAGCAGCAGAGGGUCACAGCUACAACAGAAGAGCUCAUAAUCCUUCCCUUUUCCUCUUUAAAAGGGAGAUGCAGCUCAUGGAGAUGGCAGUUCAUGGCAAGAUGUGAUGCCUCAGAAGGCAAGUCAGGAUCUCCUGCGCACUCUUCCCAAUUCUGCCACUGAUUGACUGUGUGACCUUGGGCCAGUCAUCGUAUUGCUCCGUGCCGCAAAGAAAAUAUAAUGGUACCCACCUUUGCAAAAGGCUUUGAGGUCUGCCUGGGGAGGAGAGCAUGACAUGCUGUUCUUGGAUCACAGGCUGCAUUUCUGUAUCGAACACGAGAGCAGCUAUUGAGGGUUGCCUCUCAGCAGGGCACAUGUGCAGCUGCACAGAAGAGAUUUAAAUGCCACCCAACUGAUGAGCAGAGUGCCCACAGAUAGGGUUAUUUUUCAACUGGUGGUGCGUAUUCGCACAUGCCUCGAUGCAUGUACAUUUAUUCCUCACAUGGAAAAAUCCACAUAUGGCUGGAAAAGACUAGAGAGACCAUUGGCUAUGGGGCUGCAUUAUGGGUGUCAAUUAAACCCAUUCUAACCAUUGUACACUUUGCAUCCCUGUUUAUAAACAGUUGCAACUGAUUUGAUUCCAUUGCACACUCGCCAGCCAGUUCUAAAUUUGCAUGGCAAGAAACAGUAUCAAUGACUCUCUUUCCCCAAGCCCUCGUGUUACAGUACCGGAAACUGGCAUGCUUACAAAUAACAAUGCAAAAACCUCGUCUGUAGUUUGAUAGACGUUUAACAGCAUAUUUAUAUCAGAGAAACAAAGAGCAAGUAAAGACUUCUGUAUUUACUGGGAUAUAUAAUAUAGUUCAUUCUCAGCCAAGUGAUGUAUUUUCCUAAUUUUGUGGCUAAUUGAUUAAUCAAGGCAGUACAUAAAAGCAUGCUUUGGUUGACAAGAGACAAAAAUGUAUUAUUUCACUGACUGCUUACGCGCUGCACUAUAAUGUACAGCAAACAUGAGAAAUAUACUGAACAAUGUAUCACUUUUUAAAAAACAAGUUUAUUUAUUCCAGUCUAGGUUGUUGUUUUUUUAAUGUAUUAAUACUUUUGUUGCAUUUUUCCACCCUUUUCCAGAGCUCUGUUUGGCCCCGAGCCCACACCUACUGAAAUCAACUGAAAGAACGUUCAGUGAUUUCUCAAGGCUUUGGAUCAGGUUUCCUUGUGAAUUUAAAAUGAUUCCUGUCAAGGCUGAAGAAGAGGUUGUACUAAUGCAUGGCAGCUCAUGGACUUUUAUUUCAUAGAGAUUUCCUUUCUUAAGUCCUACAAAAAGUAAGGCAAGACUGAUGUAUAUAGUAAAGGGAGUUCCUGUUACAUUGGGAGUGAGAAUGCAUCUCAAAGUUCUCUUAAGACGAAUUCCCUUUAAGCUCCAUCAGGUUCAUUGACUGUAUUUCCAUUGACUCAAGAUAGCAAUUACAUCUUAAGUCAAUGGAAAUAUAGUCAGUGAACCUGACGGACACACGAUCUGGUCUGAGCGUGAGGGUCUUAGAAGGAUCUUUCAAAAUACAAAGUCCUGGCCCUAUUUAAAUCAAUAGGAGGAAUUUUUUUUUCUGACUUCAAGCUGGGAUGGGCAGAGAGAUUUACAGAAGUAGUCCUUUCCCCCUCCCAUACCAGAUCAAACUACCAGCCCCACAAACUCGGUAUCCAACCUCCAGAAUUGGCUGACAAUUAUUUAGAGGUUGAGCGCUCCCAAAAUGAGCGAGGCACUUUCCAAACGUGUAAGCAGACACAGUUCCUGCCUCAAGAGCAUAUAAUCCACAAUGACACAGGUGGACAAAGGGCAGGACAUGCCAUAUACCAAUGUAGCUAUGUGGAUAUUGACAGACAGGUGGGUAAUUAGUUCAAAGCGUGGGUUUCUUGUAACAUGAAACUGACCAUGCUCCCCACCCACCCUCCACAAUUUGGCCUGCUUGUCUUUUUAGUCACACUGACCCCCCACUUCCAGCUUUGAAGUCUGUAUCCUCCCCUGUCCUUCUCCCUUCCCUCCAGCUGGUCACUCUCAUGAAAUAGCUACACAGGGGCAUGUCUACACUAGGGCUACGUCUAGACUGGCCAC